CUUCCGGGGAAGCCGUAUGUUGGAAAGGAAGCAAUUAUAGAUAAUUAAUAAUUGCUGUUUCCGAUAGUAUUCAAACCUGACAGUGAUUUCAAAUGGCGAAUAUAGUAGUAGCUUACAUAUUUUGGUUGUUUGGUGGUCCGUUUGGACUUCAUCAUUUUUAUUUAGGACGUGAUAGACAAGCUUUCGUAUGGUGGAUAUCGCUUGGUGGUCUAUUUUUAGGCUGGUUUCGAGACUUGUGGAGACUGCCAGAAUACAUAUAUGAGGCAAACAGGGACCCCAGGUUUGUGGCGGAGUUUGCUGACAGAAGAAGACGUCAUGAGAAACCACCUUGGAGUAUUGUGCGGUUCGCCGGACAAAUUUUCAUUGGUAUGCUGUUGGGAUACCUAUUCCGGCUGGCGAUUGCUGAAAAAGUACUUCAGGAGUUUGACCCGAUCUUCAAGAUCAUCCUUUCAGUAGUUCUUCCCGUGUUAGGCACAUCUGUUGGUGUAAAACUGGUGGCUAACAUAGGUCACAGGAAGUGCAACAUGAAGUGGUGCGUUUUAGGAGCCAUGAUCUCAAUCCCCUGGCUGCUUAAUGACCAACCAUCUGUGUCAGCAACUGCUUUGUUUUCUUCCUUUCUUGCCUCAUAUAAGACCGAAUGGGAUCCCGACAGGAAACGACCAAAAGGAGCAUGCACAUGUAUAAAACGAGCAACAGUAUUAACAUUUUGUUGCUGUAUAUAUGUUCUUCUCUGGACAAGCGCAAUUGUGUUCAAUGUUCAUGUUACCACGUCCGAUGGUACCGAAGUUCCAAUAGAGGAAGCCUUGAAGAAUUUCUUCAAUUCUCCAGCAUGGAAAGACUUUAAGAAGUCUUUCUGGGAAGUGUACAAUGUCUGCAAUACCAAGGGUUGGGACUUCUGCUAUAGACAGGUUAUACAACACUUGGAUCCUUCAGGAGAACUUCAUGCAUAUUCUAUUCUUGAGUUUGAGGGAGAAAGUCCAACUCCGGAGCAAAUCAAGUCUCGAUGCAGAAAACUUGGGAGCAAAUGGCAUCCAGAUAAACACAAGACCAAGGAGGAGAAAAAAGUUGCUCAAGAAAAAUUCAUAGAAAUCCAACAAGCCUGUGAUAUAUUAAACACUAUGCGGAAAAGACGGACAGAAAAAAAUAUGGAGACCCCUUCUUCCACUGAACAAUCAUCUGACAAGCACUCAGAGUUAUGAUACUAGAUCUGCACUGUUUUUACACAUAACUUUAGAGUUUUUCAAUGUAGCUGGAAGGGUAAAUUUUUGAAAUUUUUGUGAAACCUUUAGCAAACAAAUUUAAUGCCUAGUAAAAUAUAAUAUUUUUUUUUAUAUUUUUUUUAGCUCACCUGAGCACAAAGUGCUCAAGGUGUGCUUUUGUGAUCGGUCUAUGUCCGGCGUCUGUCGUCCGGCGUCAACAAUUGGUUAUAAUCACCUUCUCCUAAACCGCUUAAACAAUUUUGAUGAAACUUCAUAGGAAUGAUCCUUGGUUGGUGCUUUUUCAAAAUUGUUCAAAGAAAUUAAUUCCAUGCAGAACUCUGGUUGCCAUGGCAACCUAAAGGAAAAUGUCAACAAUAGGUUAUAAUCAUCUUCUUCUCCUAGACCGCCUCGACAAUUUUGAUGAAACUUCAUAGGAAUGAUCCUUGGUUGGUGCUUUUCCAAAAUUGUUCAAAGAAAUUAAUUCCAUGCAGAACUCUGGUUGCCAUGGCAACCUAAAGAAAAAUGUCAACAAUUGGUUAUAAUCAUCUUCUUCUCCUAAACUGCUUGGACAAUUUUGAUGAAACUUCAUAGGAAUGAUCCUUGGUUGGUGCCUUUUCAAAAUUGUUCAAAGAAAUUAAUUCCAUGCAGAACUCUGGUUGCCAUGGCAACCUAAAGGAAAAUGUCAUAAAUUGGUUAUAAUCAUCUUCUUCUCCUAAACUGCUUGAACAACUUUGAUGAAACUUCAUAGGAAUGAUCCUUGGUUGGUGCUUUUUUAAAAUUGUUCAAAGAAAUUAAUUCCAUGCAGAACUCUGGUUGCCAUGGCAUCCUGAAGGAAAAUAUAGGCUGUCGUGUUUGCACUGUGACUUUCUCUUAUAGGGACAGAUUUUAAAAUGACCUGCCAUAUGUUUUCGACAUACCAAGACAACGUGUCGUGUGCAAGACCCAUAUCCCUACCUCUAAGGUGAAAGAUACACUAAGUGUUUAUUCACAAUGUAAUGCUGAAUAUGAGGACAUAAAGAGUGUUGGCUGUCAAGUAUGGUUGGUAUUUUUUCUAUGCCCAGAGGCAAUUUAAAAUAACUUGCAAUAUGUAUUUGACACAUAAAGGCAAGAUCAACUUUUUAUGUACUUGUUCAUAGGUCAAUGUCACAUUUGGGGGCAUUGGUCGCAUACUGUGACAGCUCUUGUUCAAUAUUCUUUGAGAAACAAGCUAUAAUUAUUGAUAACAAAGGUUAAACUCUUUUACUCAGGUGAGCGAUUUAGGGCCAUCAUGGCCCUCUUGUUUUACUUUUUUUAUUUUUGGUUCUUGGUGAAAACUGAACAAAAACUAUUGCAGUCUGCUUUGUACAUAGAACUGCUAUGUACAUAUAUACUUUUUAUGAUAAUAGUAAGAGGCAGAGGGUAUGUUUUGCAGAGAAAAACUUGAGCUUUAUGUUGUUAUUCCAACACCAGUCAAUUCCUUUUCUAUGUAUGUUCAGUUUGUUAUUAGGUAAAGCUAUAUGUGCUUGUAUUCCUUUUCUUUCUUUAACGAAUUAAAUAAAAUAUUCAUAAUUAAGUUGAGAUUGGUUAAUAUUAUUUUAUCAUUGUUUGCAAUGAUUUAAUAAUGGCUCUGCCACCUUAAAACCAUGUGAUACAUGUCCAAAACCAAAUAAUCAUGAAAAAAGGACUUGCGAUGUAUAAAAACAGUCAAUAGUAAAUGUACUUGAUCUGCCAGAUAUUUUUACCUCAAUAUUCAUUCAGUGUUACUGCUCUUCCCCAGAAAUGAUUUUGUGAUCUGAUAUCUCUAUUCAAAAUUUGUUUUGUGAAGAUUCAGAAAAAUAUGGAUUUCUACCAUCUAUUCUAUGUCCAACUGUGAAAAUACAGAAAAAUACAGCAUCGCAGCCAUAAUGUAACCAUCCAUAUCACACUUAUGAUGUUACAGCAUCGCAGCCAUAAUGUAACCAUCCAUAUCACACUUAUGAUGUUACAGCAUCGCAGCCAUAAUGUAACCAUCCAUAUCACACUUAUGAUGUUACAGCAUCGCAGCCAUAAUGUAACCAUCCAUAUCACACUUAUGAUGUUACAGCAUCGCAGCCAUAAUGUAACCAUCCAUAUCACACUUAUGAUGUUACAGCAUCGCAGCCAUAAUGUAACCAUCCAUAUCACACUUAUGAUGUUUUGUAAUCCUAGUGUCACUGAUGUUUUAACAAUAUUUCCUAUUAAAUUAUUAACUUAUUUUUUUCAGGAAUGUACUGUAUCAACCUGUAUCAUAUAUAAUAUUUUUAAUGGUGUUUAGCUUAGACCAGCUCAAAACCAAAUAAUAGGGGUUGGAAAGUCUUUGGUUUAGGAGUUAAAAAGUCUUUAAUAUGGUUAUUAAAAUAAUUCAACUAGGGGUUGAAAGUCUUUGAUAUAGGAGUUAAAAGGUCCAAACAGGUAGGGAUUGAAAAGUCUUUGAAAUAGGGGUUUAAAAGUCUAAGGGUUGAAAACUGAAAAGUGUUCUUUUUUAGAAGGGUUGAAAAGCCUCUUGGGGUUGAAAGGUCCUGCUCCCCUGCAGAACAGUGUGUAUGAAAUAAACUAUUAUCUUAGGUAAAACAUAUCAUAUGGAUUUCCAUCAAUUAAUUACAUCUUCAUUAAAAAUCAAGAAAAUGGUACAUUUUUUGCGUAAAGGUACUGGCAACCGAAAUAACAUUUUUAAGCGUAAAACUGAGUAUAGCUUUGGUCCCAAAAUGAAUAAGUUCUUAGUCGUUUGUAACCACAACGUAAUCGAUUAAAAAUGGCGUCUGAUGAGAUGAAACUAGUGUAAAGAUAUUUAAAAAUUGGAAUUUGUGUCACUGGUUGAGUAAGAAUACUUCAGGUAAUUUUUGAUAUGAUUUAUUGCAUUCAAAUUCAUUAAAAGAUGCUUAAAUCUUAUCGCUAAGAUAUCGGCACAAAAGUAUUAGCUUGGAAUUGGAUGGAUACAAUGUCAGGACACAGGUAAACAAUAAAACAAAACUUCAAAUAUAUUCCUAAAUAAAUAAAUAGGUAUUCUUUUAAGAGAUUUAGGAAAGUUGAAAUAUUUUCCCAUUAAAAUGUAUUGCCAGAACCUCCAAUUGGAUUAAGCCCAUUGCCAAUGUUACCAAUUGGAAGAUUCCAAUGGGACAAUGUUCCAAUUGGAGUUUUCCAAUUUCCUGACUUUUCCCAUAUUGAAUUGUGGGAAAUAUCCAAUUGGAAAAAUUGGUCGACGGGAUUUUUUUUUACAAAAAAUGAUAAAAAGUACUAUAAACGCACUUUUUCAAGAUAACAUUUUAACCAUUAAUGAUAAUGAUUGUUAUUUAUCACUAAUUCCUUUUUUGAAAAUGUGGGAGAAUUUUCCAACAAAAAAUGUUGGGCUGAUUUCCAAUUGGAAAAAAACAUUUUCCAAUGGGAAGGCCUUUUUCCAAUGGGAAUCCCAUUGGAAAAAAUUACUUUAAAUGCAGAAAAAACAUAUUUCUAAAUUAAAUUUCAGGAAACAAAAAAUAUCUCUUAUUAGUAUUACCUAACACAUUUUAAAAAUACAAAAAUAAAAAACAUUGGGUGAAAAACAAAGAAAAUAAGGAAAAAUUCCGGAUUUGCAAACUUAAUCCGGAUUCUGUUUAUCGUUGUAUCAAAUGUAUCUGUCUUGUCCAUUACACUGUCAUAUGUGCGUAAACACCAAACUUGACGUGAUAUAGGAUGACACAAAAGGAUCUCAUCAUAAUAUCAUCUAUAAAAUUUACUCAUCACAUUUUUAAAGAUUGCAACAAGUUAACAAUGUGGUGAUGUAAGUGUCUAGAAAAAAAAUAAUUCUCUUUACAAUUUUUUUUCUUUCUCAAUUUAACUUUAGUAUGCUUUCCUAAGGGAGGAGCAUAUAGUUUCAACUUUGUCCAACCAUCCGUCUUUUGUCCAUCCAUCCAAAUGUUACAUCCUUGUCCGGAGAGAAAGAUGGAUACUAUUAAUGGGAUUGAAAUAAAACUUGGUAUAUAGAUAGAUGGAAAUGAGAGGAAGUGUAGUGCACAAGAACCAUAACCCUAUCAUGCAUAUUUAUUCAUUUAUCUCCCUUAUGCCUUUUUUCAUAAUCAGUGCUUGUAUCAUUGAAGGCACAAAAGGAAGUUAAAUGAAACUUGAAUAUUGAUAGAUGGCAAUGAGAUGAAGUGCAGUGCACAAGCACCUUUAUCCUGCCCGCCAAUUUUUCUGUUACAUUUGUGAAUAUUUGUCACCAUUUGCUCUAUUUUUAUAUCCUCAUUCAUUUUGGAACUUGUUUUUAAGUAUUUACAAAAUCAAUAAUCUCAAUAGCUGCUGUUUUGUGAUACAAUUAUUAAACGAACUAUGCAUGUGACUGUAUAGUCAACUUGAUGUAAGAUAUUGUCGGUAAGUGCACCUGAGGUUUAAGAACAUGUAUAUAUAGUUAUUUUGCUUACAGGCAUGGAAGAAACGUAGGUUGUUACCUGGGUGCUGGCAUAAUUUUCACUUAGAUUGUUUUCGAUACAUAUUAAUAAAAUAUUUGCCAUGAAUUGACCACUGUACUCAGAUGUAAAAUGUUUUUGAACUAUAUUUGAAGGUCAAUGUACAAAUAUUUUAAUUUUGUAUGUCUGUGCCCCAAUUUCUCAAACAAUCUUCAGUUUUAAAGGAAAUGAUAUUUAAGAUCAUCUUAAGUUAUAAUCAAGUUUAAGUACAGUAUGUUAUUUGUCUAUACGAAAUAAGAUACUUAUAAGUAUAGUGAUUCCCUUAAGAUGUUUCGAGAAAUUGAGGCCAUGUUAUCACAUAUUUUUAGGGAAUCAAACUUGAGUUGGGCAAAAAGGAAAUAUGUGAAAUUUGUAAGUUGGUAGUGUUCAAUUAUUUGUUCCUCAUUACAGAGUGCAAAUUAUCUUGAAAUAUAAACAUCAGUUUCAUGAUGUCAAAUGGGAACAACUUUUCCUAUCUUGCACAAAUUUUGCUUGCAAAAGGUGAAGAGUAGCCUCCAUUGCGUCAUGUAAGUUUUAUUUUUUCCAGAAAACUGUCUGGGUCCUUAAAUAAAUUUGAAGAACUAUGUUAGUUUAUAUAUUGGGUCAAAAAUAAAUAACUACAUAUUUGUCAUCAGGCGUAAAAUUAUCUUUACCAAAAUAACUUUUUUCAUCAAUAUUUAUCAUUAUGAGUGAAUCUCUUUAAAGUACCGGUAACUUCUUGAAUAAUACAAAAGAUAUACUUUAUGAAUAUGGCUCUCAAUAUUAUGCCAUUCUUACACGAGUUUUACAAAAUAAGAUAAUUCAGUUUCAUUAAGUGCUUAUUAAAUGAAAAUUCUUAUGAUUGAAAAAUGUAUCUUUAAUUAUAUUUAACUUUUUAUUAUUUCUACCAAGAAAUCAAAAAGCAAUUGUUCGACAUUUCUGUAUGGGGAGGUUUGCAAGGGAUGUGGCAUUCGAGUAAUUGCAUAUGGAACAGUCUAGGACUGGGAACUGGGUGCCAUUUAUAAGUUAUCUUUGGAGCAAUGUAUAACCUAGGGUUGAUGUUCACCAGUACAUUAGGUACAGAAUCGCUCGUAGGUAUGAAAUCACUCCUAGGUACAAAAUCGCUGGUAGGGUGCUUAAUGAAACAGCUCCUGGUCUCAGAGGCAGACAUAUUGUUUUAGGAACACUGCUGACCAACUUGAAUCCCUUUUUGGAAAUAUUGAAAAUAAGUUUGAGUUGUGCUUUGAAACUGCAAUAGCUAUUAGUAUUGAUGUGUUUUUGUUUUGCCAUAUUAUUUCUUUAGUUACUGUAUGUAGUUGUUAGAAUUGUGUUUAUGAUUUUUAAAACCUUUAAUGUUUGUGUCUUCCAUGGUUUCUUGUUUUGAUUUAUGAAUUACAUAACUGUGAAAAUCAGUGAUUAUUAUAACUUCAUAUAAUUAUGUCAUUAUAAAACCAGCUCAUAAAAUAAACCUAUUUGCACAUGCAAAGUGCAAGUUAGAACAUAACAAAAGAUAUCAAUGCAAAGAUAAAUGUAUUGUCUUUUUUUGCCAAUUCUCUGUCAAUCAUCACACAAUCAUGUAUUCUUCAGGAAAAUAAAUCAUGUUGUUUAGGCCUGGCAGAAAACAUUAUUCCUGUAACUAUUUAGACAAGUAUAGCAGUUGUGUACAACAUAUACAUGUUUUUUAUGCCCCCGAAGGUGGGCAUAUUAAAAUCGCACCGUCCGUCCGUCCGUCCGUCCGUCCGGCUCUGUAACUUUCCCUUGUAUGGACAGAUUUUAAAAUAACUUGCCACAUGUGUUCCACAUACCAAGACGACGUGUGGCGUGCAAGACUCGUGUCCCUACCUCAAAGGUCAAGGUCACACUUAGUGUUUAUUCACAAUGGAGUGCUGCAUAUAAGGACAUAAGAGUAUAGGUUGUCGUGUCUGGGCUGUAACUUUCUCUUGUAUGGACAGAUUUUAAAAUAACUUGCCACAUGUGUACCACAUACCAAGAGGACGUGUCGCGUGCAAGACCCGUGUCCCUACCUCAAAGGUCAAGGUCACACUUAGUGUUUAUUCUCCAUAGAGUGCUGCAUAUAAGGACAUAGAGUAUAGAUUGUCGUGUCUGGGCUGUAACUUUCCCUUGUAUGGACAGAUUUUAAAAUAACUUGCCACAUGUGUACCACAUACCAAGACGACGUGUCUCGUGCAAGACCUGUGUCCCUACAUCGAAGGUCAAGGUCACACUUAGUGUUUAUUCACCAUAGAGUGCUGCAUAUAAGCAUAGAGUAUAGGUUGUCGUGUCCGGGCUGUAACUUUCCCUUGUAUGGACAGAUUUUAAAAUAAUUUGCCACAUGUGUUCCACAUACCAAGACGACGUGUCGCGUGCAAGAACCGUGUCCCUACCUCAAAGGUCAAGGUCACACUUAGUGUUUAUUCACCAUAGAGUGCUGCAUAUAAGCAUAUAGUAUAGGUUGUCGUGUCCGGGCUGUAACUUUCCCUUGUAUGGACAGAUUUUAAAAUAAUUUGCCACAUGUGUUCCACAUACCAAGACGACGUGUCGCGUGCAAGAACCGUGUCCCUACCUUAAAGGUCAAGGUCACACAUAGUGUUUAUUCGCAAUGGAAUGCUGCAUAUAAGGACAUAGAGCAUAGGUUGUCGUGUCCGGGCUGUAGCUUUCUCUUGAAUGGUCAGAUUUUAAAAUAACUUGCCACAUGUGUUCCACAUACCAAGACGACGUGUCGCGUGUAAGACCCGUGUCCCUACCUCAAAGGUCAAGGUCACACUUAGUGUUUAUUCAUAAUGGAGUGCUGCAUAUAAGGACAUAGAGUAAAGGUUGUCGUGUCCGGGCUGUAACUUUCCCUUGUAUGGACAGAUUUUAAAAUAACUUGCCAAAUGUGUUCCACAUAACAAGACGACGUGUCGCGUGCAAGACCCGUGUCCCUACCUCAAAGGUCAAGGUCACACAUAGUGUUUAUUCACAAUGGAGUGCUGCAUAUAAGGACAUAGAGUAUAGGUUGUCGUGUCCGGGCUGUAACUUUCCCUUGUAUGGACAGAUUUUAAAAUAACUUGCCACAUGUGUUCCACAUACCAAGACGACGUGUCGCGUGCAAGACCCCUGUCCCUACCUCAAAGGUCAAGGUCACACUUAGUGUUUAUUCACAAUGGAGUGCUGCAUACAAGGACAUAGGGUAUAGGUUGUCGUGUCUGGGCUGUAACUUUCCCUUGUAAGGACAGAUUUUAAAAUAACUUGCUACAUGUGUUCCACAUAUGAAGACGACGUGUCCUGUGCAAGACCCAUGUCCCUACCCCUAAGGUGAAAGAUAUACUAAGUGUUUAUUCACAAGGGAAUUCUGAAUAUAAGGACAUAACAGUGUAGGUUGUCAAGUAUGGGUGGUAUUUUUUUAUGUUCAGAGGAAAUUUAACAUAACUUGCCAUAUGUAUUAGACACAUAAAGGCAAGAUCAACUUUUCAUGUACUGACCUUGUUCGUAGGUCAAUGUCACAUUCGGGGGCAUUCGUCACAUAUCGUGACAGCUCUUGUUUUUACAUAAUUUCUGCAAGGUUUGUUUAAAGUUUAUUUAGAUAGAAAAUUGCUGUUCUAAAAUCAAAAAGUGUUAUCAAAACAUGAAUAGUUAUUAGUUAUAACUUGAUAUGACCGUAAAAAGGCCAACUACCAAAGAUAGACUCUUCUGAGAUUUGAUUUGUAAGAGUGUAUGUGUUUUUCUAAGGAGUUCUUUUGCUUUCUUUCAUGAAGUUCUUUUAAGAAUACUAUGUGCUCAUGUAUUAGCUUUAUGUUGUUUUUCAGUAUUAUAAAUAUGAAUUGCUUACACUUGAUUCAAAGUUAUAUUUAAUAUGCCUGGUUGGAUGGAAUACAGCAUGGUAGUAUUACCACAGUUUAAAGUUUGCUAAUGGUAUGAGGAAUACUUGGUCUGAUAGAAUGCUAGUGUACGCCCUUACUCUCAACUUACAGACAUUACUAACUGUGUUUUAAAAGGGAACUAGGGACAGUCCCAUGGACCUGGCUGUAUUUUACCCAUCACUGAUACAACUGGUUUAGCCCCUCACAGUUGAUUUAUCCAGAUCUAUUUCUAUAUAUCAAUUGUCACAGCUUAUUGUCCAUGACUUUCAAGCUACAGUAGUCUAAAAACAGAUUCAGGGCCUCACAAACUUUCAUGAAACUGAACGUCACAAACAUGUUUUCAUAAGAUAUAAAAGAAAAAUGUUGAUAUUCUCAGUAAAUAUUGUCUUAAUAGCUCCAAAUUCGGAAGAAAAGAUAUAUUAGGCAGAUUAAUUAUUAAGUUCACAGUUCAAGUUUUGUUUUACAAUGGUGGAAUACCAUACAAUAUGAGAAAAAAGGUAAACGCAUUCACAUGUAGUUCUCAAAUCAACUUAGUAGUUGUUCAUUUGUCUCUUUGACCAAAUAUGUCAUUUUGAAAGUCCAACUUGCAUUUACUUUGGGUGAUAUUGUGAUCACUCAUACCUCAUUUUGUGGAGAAAAGGGGAUAACCAGUAGUUAAUGCUGCAUUGUUCCGUACGGUCAACUAUCUGGGGGUAAAGAAAAACUGUGACUUCUCUGAGAUAUCCCAACAUUCUAUGCAUUUAUAUACCUGCUCAGAUAAAAUAGCUAUAAGCAAUAUUUGCUCUUUAAUUUUUGGUUUUAAAUGUUUAUGUUUUGGUCAUAAGUUAUAUGUACACUACUUUAUAUGUUUUACAUUUUGAGUGAAUUGCCAUGAUAUAUCGCCGAGUUUAUCUCAUUGAAACUAUUUUUACUAGAUUCACUUAUUUUACAUUAAUGACUGCUGUUUAUAUAAGAAAUGUUUGUUGUUGAUGUUUAUGAAUGUAUGUUAUUUAUAUUGAUAAGGUAAUCGGUGUUUCUAUAAAAUCGUAAACAAAAG
Mya arenaria is the source of this 10468-nucleotide messenger RNA. RefSeq names its product dnaJ homolog subfamily C member 22-like. The transcript is spliced from 4 exons. NCBI's taxonomy places the organism in Eukaryota, Metazoa, Mollusca, Bivalvia, Myida, Myidae. Gene Ontology annotation, cellular component: plasma membrane; early endosome. Gene Ontology annotation, biological process: endocytosis. Bases 93 to 1199 code for a protein of 368 amino acids. The record is from RefSeq and is a predicted model, not a curated record.